AGAGCCACCGUAGAGCCACCAUGAUCCGCCUCGCCUCCGCCCCCGCCGCCGCGCUCCUCCUCCUCCUCCUGCUCUCCUCCGUCCUCGCCGCCGCCGCCGCCCGCGACGUCCCCGGCGGGAACGUCAUCAAGCUGCCGUCCGACGCCUCGAGCUUCCUCCGCGCCGGCGGGGGCGGGGACGACUCCGUCGGGACCAGGUGGGCGGUCCUGAUCGCCGGAUCCAACGGUUACUGGAACUACCGCCACCAGGCCGAUGUUUGCCAUGCAUAUCAGCUCUUGAAGAAAGGAGGGCUGAAGGAUGAAAAUAUCGUUGUUUUUAUGUAUGAUGACAUUGCAGACAAUGAAGAGAACCCCAGGACUGGAAUUGUUAUUAACAGUCCAGAGGGAGAUGAUGUUUAUGAAGGAGUUCCAAAGGAUUACACUGGAGAGGAUGUUAACGUCAACAACUUUUUGUCUGUUCUCCUUGGAAACAAGACUGCUCUCACAGGAGGCAGCGGGAAGGUUGUGGAUAGUGGUCCGGAUGAUACUAUCUUCAUCUACUAUACUGAUCAUGGUGGCCCUGGUGUGCUUGGAAUGCCCACCAGCCCUUUCCUAUAUGCUGAUGAUCUGAUAGAUGUCUUGAUAAAGAAGCACGCGUCUGGGACCUAUAAAAGCUUGGUAUUUUACCUUGAAGCUUGUGAAUCGGGAAGUAUUUUUGAGGGCCUUCUUCCAGAAGGUUUGAACAUAUAUGCGACAACAGCAGCUAAUGCAGAAGAGAGCAGUUGGGGCACCUAUUGCCCUGGAGAGUAUCCUAGCCCUCCAGUAGAAUAUGAGACAUGUCUUGGUGACUUGUAUAGUGUUGCCUGGAUGGAAGACAGCGAGGUGCAUAACCUGCGAACCGAGACUCUGCACCAGCAAUACCAACUGGUGAAAAAGAGGACAUCAAAUGACAACUCGGCUUACGGUUCCCACGUCAUGCAAUAUGGUGAUAUAGGGUUAAGUAAGGAAGAUCUCUUCCUGUACAUGGGCACAAAUCCUGAAAAUGAGAACUCUUCUUUCGUGGAUGACAACUCACUGAGGCCUCCUCGGAAAGCUGUUAACCAGCGGGAUGCCGAUCUGCUCCAUUUCUGGGACAAGUUCCGUAAAGCUCCUGAGGGCUCUUCUAGGAAACUUGAUGCGCAGAAGCAAUUUUUUGAGGCAAUGUCACAUCGGAUGCAUAUAGAUCACAGUGUGAAACUCAUUGGAAAGCUCUUGUUUGGAAUUAAAAAGGGUCCGGAGGUGCUGAAUGCUGUUCGACCUGCAGGACAACCUCUUGUUGAUGACUGGGCUUGCCUGAAAAACCUGGUGAGAACAUUCGAAACUCAUUGCGGAUCUCUCUCUCAAUAUGGGAUGAAACACAUGCGCUCCUUCGCUAACUUGUGCAAUGCUGGAAUCCGGACCAAGCAAAUGACGGAGGCAUCAGGCCAAGCUUGUGCUCACAUUCCGUCUGGUCCCUGGAGCUCUCUCAGCGGGGGAUUCAGUGCAUGAGUGAAGUGGGAAUCAUUCCACACAAGGGACCCCGCUUGCCAUGCUUAAAUCUGCUGCAGAUUUAUAGUCCUACUGUAUAUCUUGAAUGGGUUGUUUCUGUGAUUGCUUCGCUGUGAAUAUGACUCGGAAGCACGUAUCUCGACUUGCUUGUCACAUAAACAUGCUUUGAAUGUAGGACAAAUAUCGCGCCUGAUUCACGCGAUAUGAACUACCGCGGCCCUGCGUGGACUAAUGACACAGACGGGCGAUACGAUUGGGGAAAAGAAAGCUUGGUAGUUUGUGUAAUAAUCUAUGGUGCAUGUGGGUUGAACAAUUAUAGUCAAAUGCUCUCAGCCUGAAUCUAGUAAUUGAAAGUGGUAUACAUUUGUCUGUAA
This is a messenger RNA of Syzygium oleosum, 1879 nucleotides long. RefSeq names its product vacuolar-processing enzyme-like. The transcript is spliced from 9 exons. The record is from RefSeq and is a predicted model, not a curated record. Gene Ontology annotation, biological process: vacuolar protein processing. Gene Ontology annotation, molecular function: cysteine-type endopeptidase activity. The coding region runs from base 21 to 1505 and encodes 494 amino acids. NCBI's taxonomy places the organism in Eukaryota, Viridiplantae, Streptophyta, Magnoliopsida, Myrtales, Myrtaceae.